AUGCCGGAGUACCUCGACCCAUUUGCCGCAUAUUCGGAUGCAUCGAACGACCCCCGCCAGCCGGUCUUGCGCCCGCAGGACGCCCUGAGACUCCUCACGCGAUCGCCCCAUCCCUACCACCGCCAGAACUUUGAGCUGCUCGACUCCGUCAACAGCUACGCCGCCAGCCGGGAGAAGAGCUUCGACGCCAACCUCUCGCCGUCCACCUUUCCCGACCGCUCGAGAGAGCCUACGCCGAGCAGCGAUAGCGGCACCGAGGCAGACGACGAACACUUUCUCAAGGGCUUGCCCGCCCCGAAACGAUGGCACAAGGGCUUGCGAGGGCGGAAUGAAGUCUUGUCCGGCACUUCCACCCCACUCCCGUCCCCAGCACGCCUGGAGGAGGAAGGUCGGAGACUGUCUUAUACGUUGAAGAAGGACACCAGCUUGACCCAGGGCUUCCGACGCCCUAAAGAUAAUGCGAGGAGGAGGAGGAGGAGGGAGCUUGUUCGGCGAGCUACUGAGCUACUGAUACUCGGCGUCCUUGGAUUCCUGGUUCAGAAAAACCCUCAAGUCCGGCCCGUAUGGCGCAAAUGGAGUCAAGAGCUUGGUAUCGGCAUAGCAAUAUGGUUGCUUCUUGUGCUGCUGUAUCCAUUGAGGCUCUGCGCUUGGGCUUUUUGGCACCGGACACCUUCGAGGAAGAUACCUUUAUCUUUACCCUCAUCUUUCGACCCGGCGCCGCUCUUCUACCCGCCGGCCAUUACCCUGUUUGCCUCGUUUCUUAUCGCAGUUGACAACGAGGCAGUGCUUCUACCCAAUAUCAUCCUUGCCAUCUGCUCAUUGCCGCCCGCCCUGGUACCUACUCUAGAAUCCUCUGACCAAGGCUACAACUCGUUCCAUUGGGCCCUGUCAUGUGCGCCUCUGCUACUCUCCAAGGUACCUUGGACUGUUACUGUUGGUUGGGCAGAUGGGGGAACGACUGCUGCACGGACAGCAGCAGUCCCGGCUGAGACUGCGGUGCUUCUAUACCCGUUGUACUGCAACCUCGUUCUGGCGUUGCGCACUUUGACCACCACAAGCCUACUGACGGCAGAAGUGCAGCUGCUCGCCAUUGCGCUCAUCGAUGUUCUCAUGCUAUCCAUAUCGCCCCAGGCCUCCAUAAUGAAGGCGAUGCUAUGGGUCGGAGGGUUCGAUAUCCUCGUAUCAUGCAGCCAUGCAAUCAUGUGGGGUAUAGCAUUGGCUCGCGUGCCCAAGUGGCGUUUCAAGCGGCCACCCAGUCCGACAAAGCGAAGUUCAACCUUUCUCUCGUCCGUCAUGUCGUGGCGGAGAGUAAGGCAUGAUCUCUUCCAUGCGCCUAUGGACAGCUCUUCCUGCAGCUCGUGCGAAGCGAUUGACGACCCGAACGAGAGUGACGAUGCUGGCGCCAGGGCUUCCAAAGAACAUCUGCUCGUCAAGACCAUCACACUCGACGGAGCCGGUCCCACCGGGCUUGAGGGCAGCUCAAGCUGCGGUAUAGACGCGGGCCAUGAGUUGAGAUCCAACGUCAAAGAGGGUACGGUCGGCUCGCCACUACGUCGACACACGUUGCCCAGCACCGCAAAGCCUUUACGGAAAUCGAAUACUCACACGCCGUCCGGCCGGAAGAAGAGAUCGGCGUCCAUAUCUGUCCGGGCAUUCUUCUCCCUCACUCAGAAACAAGCGGCUGUUCGUAAAUGGAUCUAUGCCAUCUACGUUUAUGCCUGCAUCCUGGGCGCGAUAUUUGCCCCAGUCCCUUUCGUCGGUGUCAAGGAGGUGGUGAUGGACGAAGCGCUCCACGGUUACGAGCCAGUGGGAUGGGCCCUGGGCUAUCUCUUCGGAGACCUGCCGCGGUUCCGGUGGGAGGUUGUGAGCUGCAAUCUACAACGAUGGAUCUGCCUUCCCCCAAGAUGGGUGGAUCGGCAAGUUGAUCACCCGCCAACAGGGUGGCUCGAACGUCUCCAGGUGUCCUUUGUGGGCGAGGCGAACACCCGUCUCCUUCUCAGCGCAUACUGCAUCGUAGUCAUCGCCAUUGGGCUCAUUGUAGUCUUGCGCCUAUCACCAUUUUGUGAAGUGGACACGCGGCGAAAGGUGUUCCACUUCAUGAUGGUUGCCAUGUUUUUGCCGGCGACUUACAUCGAUCCUACCUUUGUUGCUCUUGCACUCUCGAUCAUUCUCGCCCUCUUCCUCCUUCUCGACCUCCUGCGGGCAAGUCAGCUACCACCACUGUCGAAGCCCCUGGCGUACUUCUUGGCCCCUUACGUGGAUGGGCGAGAUCUGCGGGGACCGGUCGUCAUCUCGCACAUUUUUCUCCUCAUCGGUUGCGCGAUUCCGUUGUGGCUUUCGCUGGGUUCCCUCCCACGGACUGGUACGGGCUAUCUUGAAGGCUGGGGCGUGCCUACGAGGGAAGUCGCCAUGGUAUCGGGCGUCGUGUGUGUCGGACUAGGAGAUGCUGCGGCGUCUCUCAUCGGGAGACGUUACGGACACCGGAAGUGGCUCUGGGGAGGUGGCAAGAGUCUCGAAGGGAGUGCCGCUUUUGCGGCGGCCGUGUUCGUAGGCCUCGUAGCCGCACACAUAUGGUUACGACUCGGCGGAUGGCGUGCGACGACGGGCCACCCGGAUUCCUGGGGUGCAACGCUCCAGAAGGCCGGCACCUGUGCUGGCAUAUCUAGUUUGACGGAAGCGGUUCUGACUGGUGGCAACGACAACGUCAUCGUGCCGGUCAUUCUAUGGACAUGUGUUAAAAGUCUCGGCGUUUAG
Molecule: messenger RNA, 2754 nt
Organism: Anthostomella pinea
Lineage: Eukaryota; Fungi; Ascomycota; Sordariomycetes; Xylariales; Xylariaceae
Source: the annotation of a GenBank genome assembly